Messenger RNA from Prunus dulcis (almond), 1329 nucleotides. Its product is annotated as AT-hook motif nuclear-localized protein 20-like. Gene Ontology annotation, molecular function: minor groove of adenine-thymine-rich DNA binding; DNA-binding transcription factor activity. The coding region runs from base 335 to 1192 and encodes 285 amino acids. Lineage: Eukaryota; Viridiplantae; Streptophyta; Magnoliopsida; Rosales; Rosaceae. The record is from RefSeq and is a predicted model, not a curated record. Gene Ontology annotation, cellular component: nucleus. The transcript has a single exon.
UCCGGCCGCUCUCUCUUUUUUCCUGUGUUGUGUGAGUAUAUGAGUAUUAUUAGGUUAUAGAAGCUUGCUUUGCUUCUUUUCUUUUUCAUCUUCUUUUACCCCUUGAUGCGUUGUGCGAGUAUAUUAUGAGCUGUAUGCAUAUACAUAUGCCUUUGACUUCUUGAUCUCAAAUUCUCAAACAAAAGAGAACAAGGAAAGAAAAAAAAUAAAUAUAGCUUGUCUUUAUAUACUCUUCUUGUUAAUUUCUCUCUUCCUUGUUACAAUUCCUUAAAUUUGAUCGACAAUUGCCACUCUGGCUAACCCCUGGUGGAGCGGUAACUUGGGGCUACCGGGCAUGGACUCGGCAGCCACCAAUUCGGCCGCACUCAACAAGCAGCGCGAGCUCGAAAUCUCCAUCAACGAAAACAACAGCGGCAGAAGCAGCGGCGGAGAUGAAGACAGAGACCAAGAUGAGCCCAAAGAAGGAGCAGUCGAGAUUGGAUCCCGCAGGCCAAGAGGCCGCCCUCCGGGAUCCAAAAACAAGCCCAAACCCCCCAUCUUCGUCACCCGGGACAGCCCCAACUCCCUCCGCAGCCACGUCAUGGAGGUGGCUGGAGGCGCUGACGUGGCCGAGAGCGUGGCCCAGUUUGCGAGGCGGCGGCAGAGAGGAGUGUGUGUCCUCAGCGGGAGUGGCUCAGUGGCGAAUGUAACGCUCAGGCAACCUGCGGCUCCUGGAGCUGUUGUGGCACUACAAGGAAGGUUUGAGAUUUUGUCUCUGAGUGGUGCCUUCCUGCCCGGGCCCGCCCCACCCGGGUCGACGGGGCUGACGGUGUACUUGGCUGCCGGGAACGGGCAGGUGGUUGGGGGCAGUGUGGUGGGGUCACUUGUGGCAGCAGGGCCAGUGAUGGUGGUGGCAGCAACAUUUGCAAAUGCUACAUAUGAGAGACUGCCUCUUGAGGAAGAUGAAGAAGGUGGAGGAAGUGGAGGAGGAGGGCAUAACAAUGGGGGUUCAGGGAAUUCUCCAACUGCGGGAGGGAGCAGUGGGGCCCAGUUGGGGAGUGGAGGGCAUCAGCAUCAGCAGCAGCUGCCUGACCCUUCAUCUGGAGGGCUGCCUAAUAUUUACAGUCAUCAUCUCCCUCCAAAUCUGAUCCCAAAUGGUGGCCAUGGACAGCUUGGCCAUGAAGCCUAUGCUUGGGCAAGACCACCUUACUGAAACUUUGAGGACAAGAUCAAAAUUGAAGCCUGUGCUUCCAUUUUGUUGUAUUGAAAUAUAUAAAUCUUAGAAAUGAGUUAGAGAGAGAGAAAGCAAGAGAGGGAGGGAUGUGAAUUAAGAACACUAGAAGAGAGAAA